Messenger RNA from Aphanomyces astaci, 1700 nucleotides. RefSeq lists its product as hypothetical. The transcript has 9 exons. Lineage: Eukaryota; Oomycota; Saprolegniomycetes; Saprolegniales; Verrucalvaceae. The coding region runs from base 34 to 1386 and encodes 450 amino acids. The record is from RefSeq and is a predicted model, not a curated record.
GUCCGACAGCCCUCCUUGAGUGUUGGCGUCAUCAUGCGAUCCGCCUUCGCCGCGGAAUCCAAAGGCGCCGACGGUCCCUCUGUCGACGAACUGUCCCCGUUGAUGUCGUCAUCGCAGCAACGAUCGCCGACGCUCGACUACAACUCGGACUCGGGCGUGUAUUAUGGAAGACCCCGACCUGACGCAUCGCUCUUGCUCCGCCCACAGCACCAGAACUACGGCACAACGUCGACCUCGCAGUAUCGCCGCCACGAUUCGUUGACGGAGGACGAACGCGACGACGACUACGACGGGUUUGACCGAGCGUUCGAGACGAACCGGACGAUGCCUCCAUCUUCAGCGUCACGUCUUGCCCUGCGGGACUUUUUCAUUCGUCCCUCCAUGCAGACGGUGCUGAAAGAAACGACGAACCGGUAUACCCGCCGUACGCGCAUGCGCAGUAUGAAGAAGUUUCGCCAAAGCCUGGACGUGCCGCAACUGUUGCGCGUGGCGGCGUACUGCUCGUGCGAGUCGUCGUCGCUGUUCAAGCUGUUGCGGUGGUUGAAACGUAUUCAGACGGGGCAACUCCCCGGCGGCGAACUCAACCCCAACGGAUGGACGCACAAGAUGCACAUGGGCGUGAUCCACUCGUCGUGCGUGUCGGAUGACCGCGAAGACGACACCAUCUCACACGAGAUGCGCGCCGUUAAGCGCAAAGACGUGUUCUACUUUGCGACGGGGUGCACCGUGUUCUGGGGGCUGACGCAGGCGGAAGAACAGGCGCAUGUCCACGCGAUCAGCGCGUUUUCCAACGGCAUCCUCAAGCACGUGGAUGUGGAAGAGAUGGAGUUUUGCUACGGCGACAACAGUAGUAGCAGUGUGGCCAACGACGUCGUGACGCUGAGCUCAUUCCGGUCGUCGGAGAAGAUUGCGAUUUCGUUUGCGAUGGCGCAGUCGUGCAAGCUGGACGUGUUUGAAGAGCGCGUGGACGAAACCAUCCAGGAGACGCGCCACAUUCCGCAGACGUUGGCCGACACGGGCGAGAUCAACAUGUACUCGCAAAAGGACAUUUCCAAACUGAUUGGCCGGCUCUUCAUUGAGCGGAGUGACAUCAACCUGAACUCGGACAUGCUGGACGACCCCGACUUCUUCUGGGACGACGACGAGUACCAACCUCUGUACAAACAUAUGAUGAAGUACCUGGACGUGGACAAGCGUGUGCACAUCCUCAACACGCGGCUCGACGUGUUGCGCGAAUUGUUGGACGUGCUGGGGGAGCAGUUGGCAAGACAGCAUGACACGAACCUCGAGUGGAUUGUCAUCUGGGUGAUCGUCGCGGCUGUGUUUGUCAAGAUCUUCUGGAACAUCCUCGUCAAAGACUUCAUGGGUCUCUUUUGCCACAACUAAUACACAAACUCCCUUUAACAUACCUGCUUUGAACAGUCGGUGGUUGCGAUAGCUACACAAGGAUAGGUGAACACGCACACGCUAUCUCUUCUCGUACACCUGUCUGUUCACGCAUCUCCCAGUCGUUCCUGUUGUCAUUGCCAGAAAGUGCGUCCGUGGGCCUCGAUUCCACCUUCACGUGCAUGAAAGUCAUCACAUGUCCAUUGCCGCACUUCCUUUCUUUCAUGCGCAUGGACGUCGUCUCGUUCGUCUACAUCGACGGACGCGCGGAGCUUGUCUGGACCUUCUUCUAGCUUGUCUGGACCUUCUUGCCG